AUGCAAGGAUUACAAUUGAAUCAGAAUCUUAUUUUUCAGAUAACAUCCAAGACCACAAUAAUAAAUACAGGGCUAGGGACAAAAGUAAUAAAGACACUCAUUAAAGACAGCACGACUUUAACUGACAAUGGAACAUUUGUCUGCAAGGCUGGAAACUUUGAAAUCUCAAUCAACGUCAUUGUAUUUCAAGUUACUCAAGCAAAUGCUCUUUACCAAGACAACGCAACUGAGGUAGAGCUAGGAUGUGCUUUGGAAGGGCUUAGUCCUGAAAUUCCUAUCGAUUUUUACUGGUACAGGCAGAAUGGUGCUAGGCUCCACGGCGAUCGGUACAACAUAUCAAACAAUGGGAAACUACGUAUCGAAAAGCCAACUCUUUCGGACAUCGGAUCGUACAAUUGUUCAGCCAAGUUCUAUCCUCAGACUGAAAUUGAGCAAACAAUGUUCCUCACGUCGGUCUAUCUCAAUGCUGCACCAAGAAUACUCAACAUUGAACGCACCAGUCAAUUUCCACUGACACUUAAAUGUAACAUUGCCGGUUUUCCACACCCAAACGUCACCUGGGAACAGGAUGGGAACCAACUAAAUAGCACUGUCGAUUCGUUGUACGUUUUUAUGGGAGAAAGUGUUAUUGUUCACAAUAAGAACUAUUCUGGUACAUAUACAUGCCUUGCAAAGAACGAACAUCAGCCAUACAACGCAUCAGCUGACAUACAUAUAAACGACUGCCAUUUUACUUGUACAGCUGCAAGUGGAAAAGAUAGUAAGCCUCAUCAUAAGUUAUUGUGCAAUAUAAAAUGGCAUCAACUUAAAAACUUUUCGUUAAGAUAGUGAAAAUGUAUUUUAUUUAUAAGGCACAU
Molecule: messenger RNA, 857 nt
Organism: Mya arenaria
Lineage: Eukaryota; Metazoa; Mollusca; Bivalvia; Myida; Myidae
Product: hemicentin-2-like
Exons: 5
Coding region: 1-828 (275 amino acids)
Source: RefSeq, a predicted model, not a curated record